This is a messenger RNA of Magallana angulata, 4936 nucleotides long. Its product is annotated as E3 ubiquitin-protein ligase TRIM71-like. The coding region runs from base 273 to 2027 and encodes 584 amino acids. Gene Ontology annotation, biological process: protein polyubiquitination; proteasome-mediated ubiquitin-dependent protein catabolic process; negative regulation of translation. The record is from RefSeq and is a predicted model, not a curated record. Gene Ontology annotation, molecular function: ubiquitin protein ligase activity; zinc ion binding; translation repressor activity. The transcript is spliced from 3 exons. NCBI's taxonomy places the organism in Eukaryota, Metazoa, Mollusca, Bivalvia, Ostreida, Ostreidae.
AAGGCUGAGACAUUCAAGCUGGCUAAAGAAAACGAACGAAACACAAAGAUAUCUGCAAAAAAUACCUCAGCAGUUUUAUAGCACAGUACCCGUUCCUUAACACAUCAUGUGAUGUUUAAAAGAGACUUCUGUGAAGAUACCUCACAAAAUAAAUCUUUGGUUGAAGAGAUUCGUAAUUUUUUAUCUGAUUAUUAACUUUGGAUCAUAAGUGGAACUGAAAGAUCUGCAAUUGGAUUGGAUUGCAUUGGCAAUAUGAAUGAACGUGUCUGACAAUGGAUCCCAAGCGCUGUGCCCAGGAUGUGUUACGGUGUCAUCUCUGUAAGACCCCUGUUACACCUAUGUACUGCGACAUUUGUCACAUACAUCUGUGUAAAGAAUGUGAGGGAGAACAUCUCUCAAGCGAAUUUAAAGACCACAAGGUGGUGCCCUUUAAGAUGCGUGCAUCUACAGCAAAGUGUCAAAAACAUUCCUCGAAAAUAUGUGAACUUUAUUGCGUACUAUGUGACAUUCCUAUAUGUGCAACAUGUGCUUCUUCAGAGGAUCAUAGAGGCCAUGAAUUUGUUGAGUUUUUAAAACACAUUGAAAAUAAGAAAGAAGUAAUACGAAGAGAUUUAAAAGAGUUUGAGCUAUCCAUUUAUCCAAAAUAUAAAGAGAUUGCCUCUUAUAUUUCAGUUCAGAAAGAUAACAUCAAUACCAACUCUAAAAAGUUGACAAUAGCUUUAGAAAAACAAGAAGAAGACUUGCGAAAAGAAAUAGAUAACAUUUUGAAAAAACUGAAAUCUGCUCUUGAUAAAAUAGAUUCAAAAUACUUGGCUGUUCUAAAUAGGCAGGAGGACGAAAUAGCACAAACUAUUUCUAAAAUUACUCAAAACAUUACUGAUUUGAAUGGUUUGCUUAAUUCCAAUGAUGCCUCUCAUGUCUUUGCUUACAAAUCCAGGAAUGCCGAUUUCAGAAGAUUGCCUCCUAAACUCAAAAUAUCUUUACCAAGCUUGACUUCUCAGAAGAUAAAUAAAGAACAGCUUUAUCAGCAAUUUGGUGCUUUGUCAGCAUUUUGUAUAACAUGCGAUAAUGAUGGUUACACAAUAGAUUCCCCUGACGCUGAGACCUUUCCCUCUGAAAAACCACUCCUUGAGGAACCACGGAUCAUUACAGAGUAUGGUAACCAAAGUGAAUUACAUGGCGUUUCUUGUCUAAGCGAUGAUUAUAUCUUAACGCAUGGAAAUGAAAAAAUCAUGAGACUCGUCAAUCUCCAGGGAAAACUAGUAAAGUCAUUUGAAACCAAAACAGGAAACAUACCAGGAGCCAUAGCAGUGACGAGUGGGUAUCCAGUUUAUACUGAUUACAAUGAAAGAACAGUGAACAUAUUGAAAGAUGAAAAGUUGCAGAGAGUUGCCAAACUUCAGGGAUGGAGACCUCGUAGUAUAUGUGUUUCUUCUGCCGGCGAUUUCCUUGUUAUCAUCGACAGUGAUGAUUAUCAACAAGUAAAAGUCGUGCGUUACUCAAGCUCAGACUUCAAAGAAAAACAAAGCAUUCAAUCAAAUGAUAAUGGUGAGCCGCUUUAUUCACUUGGCGAUUUCUCCAAGUAUAUCAGCGAGAACAAGAACCUUAACAUCUGCGUAGCUGAUUAUAGAGCCGGGGCAGUAGUGGUGGUCAAUCAGGCCGGGAAACUCCGGUUUACCUACACUGGUCCUUUUUCUACUACCAAGGAAUCAUUUUGUCCAGUCGGUAUCACUACCGACAGCCAGAGUCGGAUACUUACAGCAGACUAUUGGAACAACCGCAUCCACAUUUUUGAGCAGGACGGACAGUUCCUCCGCUACAUUGACGACUGUGAUAUACAGCGUCCAUGGGGAUUGUGUAUGGAUUCCAAAGACAAUCUCUUUGUUGCUGCGUGUAAGACAUUUAAGGUGAAAAAAAUUAAAUACUGUAAAACGAGAAAGUAUGGCGCUGUACAAAUUUUAGCGCCUUUGGCCCAACUGCCCUUGAGACCUAAAAUUAAUAGUGCACCAACGAUUUUCUAUAUUUGAAUGAAAUUUCAAGUUACAAAACGAUAACUUCAGUCCCUUUUUAAAGCGCUAAGCAUACUCAGCGCUUUAUUGUCGUUAGACUUCUACUUCCGGUGCAUCGAAAAACCGCCCGCUAUGAGCAGAAUUAUACAUCAUUUAAACUGGUUAGGGAACCAGUUUCAGGGGUUUAUGCACAUAACGGAACGGGCUAUUGUGAAUCUAAUGUACGGGGUAUUGUGAAUUUAAUGUAGGGGGGCUUACAAAUAUCAUUGCAGGGGCUGCCACGCAGUGAUGAGGAAAUAUACAGAAGCUGAAAUGUUGUAUACAUAUAUAUGUUAUAUACAUACAGAAGCUGGGUUAGCGCUUUUCAGUACUAUCAGUACUUUGAUUAAUAAUAAGAAGUGAGCGCUUCCGUAAUUCCGAAGGGACGACUCUGUUUGUAUAUACAAUAACAUAGGUAUAUAGCAUGUAGAUUACAGUUAGUUCUCCUAAAGCACGAAUUAAUUCAAUUUUAUUGCUUUAAAGUAUCUAACAUUGUCACCUUCAAAAUUGGCUUCUUCCUUAUGUCACCUCCGUUUAGCGCCUCGAAGUGAAAAUAUGAUCAAGCUUGAUAAUCGUAAAUGAUAUGUUAAUUUCUAGCAAUUUAAUUUAUCUAUGAAAUGUAAAAUUACUGUGAAAAAGAUUCGCUUAUUUGAUAUAUAAAUAUAUAAAAAAAAAGAAUAAAAAUAUAAAUGCAUUUUUGCUUUAGUUUCUUAGACAUAAUUUCAAAUUUUAAGAUUAUGAAACAAUGGAAAACAGAAUUUUAAAAGCGUGGUAAAAUUAGAGAGAUAGAAUAUUUCUUCAUGAUUAAAAAAUAAUUAAUGUCAAAACUCUCAGAUGUAAAUAGUGAUCUAAAAUGUUCAGCAUUCAGCAAUAACUUACUAGUGUUUAGAUUCAGUCUAUUUAUAUUUACCACACGACGAUUCGUUGCUUGUACUGACGAAUCUUCCCCAUAAAAUUUGAUGCAUGAAAUGAUUUUAUUUUCUUUUGCAUAACUAUAAUCAGUUUAGAAAAAAUUAAAUAGUUCUUUUUCUUCUUCUUCUUCUUUAAAGCACUGCGCAGAGCGCCUAUAAGAACUUUAAUACUCAGGCACAUGCUAGGGCAGUAAAACACAUAACCUCUUAUUUACGAGUUAUGUAGAUCAUAUGGGGUUAAACCAUAAGGUCUGCUACCCGUAGAAUCAUGUUUAGCGAAACUUUGAAAUGAUUUUCUGCGGCUGUUUCUUUUGGGAGAUUGUUUUACUGGCUUAUCGUUCUUGGAAAAAAGGUUAUUUAGAUACCUUAUUGGAUGACGGCAUUGCCCUCGGAUGCCGGGAGCGCUGGUCCCUGCAUUACACGCAGUUACAUAUUGGCUACUUGGUAUCUCGACAUCCACAUAUCUUGUACAUCACGAUGGAUCUUACAUUUGAGCCUUUGAUCUUUUUUUUACUUUUGAUUAAUCUAACCAUCUUGCACCGCUUUAAUGGACUCAAUGUAUUGUUUUAUGUAUGGAUCGAUCCUUGGUCCUUAGCUGUUGGUUUGUCAAUCUAAAAUAUCUAAAAGUGUGUGUUUUUAGACAUUAGACCAACACAAAAUAAAAAACACAAAACAAAUUUUCAAUGGUUUUUUUAAAGUAAUGUAUUCCUCGAAGUUCAUGUCCUUGGGUUCCUCUGGCCGAUUUGCCUGCCGUCGUCGGUUAGCUGUCCUGGCUGCAUUCACAAACUUCGGACGGGCAAAUUCUGGUUUCCUGUGAUCUGAAAUCUAUGAUUGAAAUUCUUGUUAAUCUGUUAAAUUUGAAAUUAAAACUAUCAAAAAUUUAAAAAUAACCUGCAAAAUAUAAACUGUUCUGUGAUAUGUAGCGAAAAAAAUAAGAAUUUUUGUUAAAUAUUUUGCCGUAAUACUAAAAACAAUACUGGGAGCAAGUUGUCUUUAUGCUGGGGGCGAGCUGUCUUGACUGGUGGCGAGUUGUCUUAAAUUGGGGUUGAGUUGUCUUAGGUUGUACUGAGGGCGACUUGUCUUGGAGGCGAGUUGUCCUGAUUCCCAUUAAUCCACUAUUUGCUCUCUCGUGAGGAUGUCAUUUUGGCUGCAACAUGUUUUUUUUUUAUACUUUUCUUGCAGAAUAUUCUGAAUGAUGUCAAGAUUGAAUUUAUGUCCAUGAAGGCUAUAUUCAUUAACCCUUUUUCAUAUUCUUGAUGUUUAUGUUGUAUGCUCUAUCUCAUUUGUGUAUCUUUUAAAAGUUUGCUGGCUUACUUCUUAUUGGUGAUAAUAAAGUUUCGAUCAGAAUUUGUGUCAUGUUCACUCUUGCUCGUGAUGUGAACAAUACGUCUACGGUUUUGUUGUUGCAGGUUUUGAAAUCCACUAUUGGCAUUUGUGACAAGUCAUCAGCAAGUUUCAUAACCUGCUAGUUGAUAUAUUGUGGAUACCAGUUACCAACUAUAUGGUUCUACGUGACCACUGGAUAUCAGUUAAGUUGAGGUAUCCUUCCAAAGUAAGUUCGUCGAUUCCUGACUUUGUAGAACUGAAUCCAUCUAGUUGUCAUCUGUUUUUAAGGAGGACGGUAUACUGAAGAAAUUGUUAGUCUGAAGAAGGUAAAUAAUUGUUAAAGGGACAAAGACCAUCCAGUCCUGUUAAUGAAGACAUUAUUUUUUACGUAUCAAUUUAUAUACUGAUGUUUUUAAGCAAUAUGAGCUGUAUUUAAUUUUUAGAAUUUAAUUUGCUGCAAAAACCUGCUAGUGUGAUAAGUCUGCAUGUAACUUAAACUUCCAUAAUAGAUAAGAUUUGAAAAGAGCAUGAAUUUUUGGAAGGAAAAGAUUUCCCUUCUAAAGAAUAUAUAGCAGAUCAAUUUUUGUACAGGACGACAAUGAUUCAAUUUUGCUCCAAUAAAGCUUCUUAAUUACUUUUUUCACAAAAAUA